Molecule: messenger RNA, 1309 nt
Organism: Ilyonectria robusta
Lineage: Eukaryota; Fungi; Ascomycota; Sordariomycetes; Hypocreales; Nectriaceae
Product: NADH dehydrogenase 1 alpha subcomplex assembly factor 3
Exons: 2
Coding region: 425-1114 (229 amino acids)
Biological process (GO): mitochondrial respiratory chain complex I assembly
Cellular component (GO): mitochondrial inner membrane
Source: RefSeq, a predicted model, not a curated record
GUUGAAAUGAAACGAACAUCAAGCGGGCAUGGACAAAUUUACCGGUCGUUUGCCAGUGACAUUGGAGAGUAUGUGUGUGCGUGUGACCCUUGAUGGACCUUCUAGCGAUCCGUCCCAAGUAAUUCGCCCAGAUUUAUUUGCCCAAACAUAUUCGCUGCAUUUAUAGCGACUCAAAACUACUCCUCCUCAAUCCUGCAUGUGUAUAGUCGAGCCCGCGUUGUAAUCAUUUCCAUCCUAUCGUGUAUGGUUGCCCGCAAGUGACAUUUAUCAUGACGUGCAGGACUGGGAAAAAAUAAUCAACACCCCACGUUCGGCAUUAUUCCGACUACCGACUUCAAUCCACCUUCAACAACGCCUGUUCGUCCACCUCCAAUUGUCUCCUGAACCGCCAUAUCUACCUUGCGAGUUAUCCAGACUCUCAACCAUGGCAGCCCGCAGCUUCAUGCGCCCCUGCGCCGCGCCGCGCGCUCUGCGCCAGGCCCUCUCCCAAGCUCCCAAUGCUCCCUCACGAUCCGUCUUCACAGCUCUCCGAUCCCACACCCAUACGUCGCCGAGCCCUCGUCAGGUGCUCCCUUUGGGUCGCAGACUCUUCCACGCCGUGCCGAGCCGGAGAAAAGGCCAAGAAGCCCCCACACACGCGGCCCCGACGGACUUCGGCGAUCUCGAUGUGCUGGCCGACGUCCCUAUCCCGUCGACGUCGGUGGACGUGUGCAUGUAUGACGGGUUCGGGUUGAACAGCGGUGUUACAAUUUCGGAUGGUAACGGCGUGAUGCUGGUCGACGGAGAAGUGUUCAACUGGCGGCCGUGGGAGGCGAAGGGCUCGAUGAAUCUGGCCAACAAGAAGGGCCAGUUUGACAUUCCCGCGCAGUCAUUUGCGCUCUUUGACCUAAUAUGGCCACGACCCGACCUCCUAAUCAUUGGCACCGGCCCGUCGAUUAUGCCUCUCAGCCCCGAGACAAGACGACACAUUUCCGAGCUUGGCAUUCGGAUCGAACUUCUGGACACAAGGAAUGCGGCGGCGCAGUUCAACCUGCUGGCGACGGAGAGGGGCGUGUCGGAUGUGGCGGCAGCGAUGAUACCAGUGGGCUGGAAGGAUGGAGUUGGCGCCAAGUAACGGGCCAUGGGCUGAGUUGGCGGUGACGCCCUAGUGGAGAGCAGAGCUUGACUUGUAACUGUACCCUACGUUGUAUGAGUAAUGCAUAGAGACGGUAGUUGGAUGUAUAUCACUUUGACUGGAGCUUCACCUGAAGCGAAGGUUGGCAUUGGAACAUUGAGAAACCAUUGGGCAUGUUUGCGUGGAUACCCGUUU